Molecule: messenger RNA, 312 nt
Organism: Aspergillus pseudotamarii
Lineage: Eukaryota; Fungi; Ascomycota; Eurotiomycetes; Eurotiales; Aspergillaceae
Product: elongin C
Exons: 2
Coding region: 1-312 (103 amino acids)
Biological process (GO): ubiquitin-dependent protein catabolic process
Cellular component (GO): elongin complex
Molecular function (GO): protein-macromolecule adaptor activity
Source: RefSeq, a predicted model, not a curated record
AUGGCUUCAUCAGCCACCGAUUCGGAAUACGUGACGUUAGUCUCGGGUGAUGGAUUUGAAUUUGUCCUUCCGCGUAGCGCGGCCUGUGUCUCUGGGACAAUACGUCGGAUGCUGGAACCUUCAAGUAAAUUCGCCGAGGCCUUGACAGGUCGCUGCACAUUGGAGAACAUCAGCGGAAUCGUCCUCGAGAAAGUCUGCGAGUAUUUUUGCUAUAACGAGAAGAAUAAGAACCAGGCAAAUGUUCCAGAUAUGGAAAUUCCGGCCGAGUUGUGUCUGGAGCUGUUGAUGGCGGCGGAUUAUCUGGAUACGUGA